AUGUCGUCCACCGAACCCCCACCAAGCUACUAUGGCACAACUCUCUCUGAGAAGCCUGUUACUGUGUCCGAGAAACCCACCAAAGCAGCCACCUACCACAUCACGCUUCAGAGAUGCAAGAAGCUUAUCUUGCUAGAAAGUGGCCGUUAUGGUGUCCAAGGCCUCAUUGAGGACAUGGACCUCGCAAUCACCAUCUCACCCGACAAAGAUUGGUACGAAGUGCGCAAAAAGAUCUUCGAUCUAUACAAGAAAGCAUGGCCUGAGCACAUGCGUCGUGCCAACUCCGCAGAUUAUGGACUCUCCAUGAGCGCACAGUACUCCAUCCGAGACGGCGAGGUUCUUGGUCACAUCAAACUGUUGGACAAGGUCGGCGAUGGUCUCUGGGACUUCCUCAAACGUGACGACGUACACAUCAUCAACUUGAUCGCAUCGGCCGCGCCACGCUAUAAGGAAGCUCGUGGGGAGAUCCGUCGUCACCCGAGGAAGUCACUUGUCGAUGGCUUGGAGUUGGCUGCAGUUAACCAAGCUAGGGAGGUAGAGGUCAAGAGCAAGACCCCAUCACUUCUGGCCUACCCUCAAGACAUCGCUGUUCUCAAGAUUGCGAAGGGCCCUCUCACUCCUUCUCAAUACAGCCAGUCGGAGGAAGGACAGCAGUGGGAUACCCGCCUUCCCGUCAAACGAUAUCGUCGAAAAGCAAAUUUUAUACCGACCGGACCAGACGAUAUCCUCCAUUGGACUAAACAGACGAAAAGCGGCCUGGACCUCAGCAUCACAACGAGUAGAUUCACACCCUAUGACUAUCAUCAACCUCUUUUCUACAUUGUUGAUCACAGAAGAUCUAUGAAGAGUCAACGUUUCGCGGUCAAAGCAGAUGAAACCCGAGCAUCGGUUCACCAAACCCAUGGGAAGAUGCAAUCUGAGAAUAGCGAGACAAUCAUCCGAGGAAGGCAAAUAUGA
This is a messenger RNA of Aureobasidium namibiae CBS 147.97, 957 nucleotides long. RefSeq lists its product as uncharacterized. NCBI's taxonomy places the organism in Eukaryota, Fungi, Ascomycota, Dothideomycetes, Dothideales, Saccotheciaceae. The coding region runs from base 1 to 957 and encodes 318 amino acids. The transcript is spliced from 3 exons. The record is from RefSeq and is a predicted model, not a curated record.